Messenger RNA from Penaeus vannamei (Pacific white shrimp), 359 nucleotides. Lineage: Eukaryota; Metazoa; Arthropoda; Malacostraca; Decapoda; Penaeidae. The record is from RefSeq and is a predicted model, not a curated record.
UUUACCCUGGUCAACAAAGUCUUUUUGUGAAUGUCGACGAGGAAAACCACAAACAAAUUGGCCUAAACAAUUUUUUAAAUCACGAUGGAGAUGGACGAGGACAUUGACGCCGUCCUGCUGCGGCAAUUUAACUGCAUGGGGACGACUGACAAGGAAGUCCUGAUUAAAGAACUGCAGGGCUUAGUGGGUGCGCAUCUCAAUGAACAUUCGGCCAAAUUUUAUCUAGAAAUGACAGAUUGGAAUCUUCAGGCAGCUGUGUGUGCUUACUUCGACCUGCAAUCCUACAAUAAGCUUCCACAAAUGACAUUCGUUAAGGAUAUUACCAUAGGAGAGGGAGAGAGUGUUCCACCUAGCACGAG